CAAUGGAACUGAACUGAAAAGUAAAAGGUGCUUAACCAAUGGACACACGAUUUGCUCACAUCAGUCAUUCAGCACUACCUUGGAUUCUUUCUGCUGCACACUGAAGAGUUGUUAGUCCAUCCACUAAAGGCUCCAUUUCUAAAUACAAUUUUCCAGUUUUAAAACCUGCAGUGCGAAGAAUCGUAAAAUGACGAUUGAAGAGUUUUUUAACAACAUAACCUUUUCUGAUAAUGUCUCAUUAUCUGAUUCAAACCUUACCGAGGGCAUGCUACCUAAUGACAGGAAAACUGUUGAUUUCAUUAUACGAUGCGCUAUUCCAUCUAUAUACAUUCUUAUUAUUACAGUGGGCUUGCUGGGGAAUAUCACUUUGGUAAAGAUCUUCAUCACCAACAGUGCUAUGAGAAGCGUGCCCAAUAUUUUUAUAUCCAGUUUGGCUGCUGGAGACCUUUUACUUCUGGUGACUUGUGUUCCCAUAGAUGCCUCGAGGUAUUUCUUUGAAGAAUGGAUCUUCGGCACCGUCGCUUGCAAACUGAUUCCUGUAAUUCAGCUCACCUCAGUAGGUGUCUCGGUUUUCACCCUUACAGCUCUCAGCGCAGACAGGUACAAAGCUAUUGUAAAUCCUAUGGACAUCCAGAAAUCAAGUGCAGUUCUUUGGACCUGCUUAAAGGCAGUCGCCAUAUGGAUUAUUUCUGUACUGCUGGCCAUUCCAGAAGCAAUCUUUUCCCAAGUGGUGCAUAUCAGUGAUAACAACAUCAGCUUCACUGCCUGUGUACCAUACCCUUUAUCUGAGGAGCUGCACCCCAAAAUUCACUCUGUCAUGAUAUUCAUGGUCUAUUUCAUCGCCCCCCUUACCAUCAUUAGCGUCUACUACUACCACAUUGCAAGGACGUUAAUCAAAAGUGCACACAACAUGCCUGGAGAAUUCAGUGAGCACACCAAAAGACAGAUGGAAACAAGGAAACGACUUGCAAAAAUCGUCUUGGUCUUUGUUGGUUUGUUUGCUCUCUGUUGGUUUCCAAAUCACGUCCUGUACAUGUACCGCUCCUUCAACUACAGAGAGAUUGACUCCUCAUUGGCACACCUGGUUAUCACACUACUGGCCCGAAUACUGAGCUUCUCCAGUUCCUGCGUCAACCCUUUUGCCCUGUAUCUGUUGAGUGAGAGUUUCCAGAGACAUUUUAACAGUCACCUCCAUUGCCAGAGGAAGAAGUAUCGGGAGAGAUCUAUGAGCUACCUGCAGAGCACAUCAGCAGUCAGAAUGACAUCCAUUAAAAACAAUGUUAAAAAUACACCCACUGCUACAACUCUUAUUUCAGUAGUUCAGAACAAAACCCAUAACACAGAAAUUUGAAUUGAAGGAAAUGUUUUAUUGAUGAUUAUGCAAUGUAUGGAAAAAAGCUAUUUGGCAAACCUGCUUGAUUUGAGGGUUCACCACCUGGCCAUCUGGAAGAGGCAGGAGACCCCCAUGAUAGAUUGUACCUAGAGAAGCUACUGGGGCGGAGAUGGGGGAGGUGGAGGAAUGUGAAUGAAUCAAGCGCAAGAGGUGUUACAUGGGUAUUUAUAUGAUUUUGAUAGGUUACAUUGAGAUGACAAACAAAUGACAAAGGGAUUCGUUUAUAAACUUCAAUAAUGGACACUUUGAAUCAAAGGUGGGGAAAAAAUGCUGUUCAAUCCUUUAUUGACAAAAUAAAAACACACAGAGGGAACGCUUUAUGUAAGAGGCUGUUCAUAAACUUUCUAAGAAACAAAUUUGGUGCAAAAAGUAAUCCCUUUGUUAUUUGUCUGUAUCAAGAAGCCUUUUUAUUUAAAGAACUACAAACCAAUGAUUUAGAUUACAUUUACUUCUUUGCAUUGCUAAUUAGAUAAUAGAGAAUAUUUGGUUCUUGUUUUUCUCUGUAAAUUCUGGCUGUGAAAAUGUCAAAUUUUAAACUUUUCUUAAUAGCAUUGUAUUUAAAAUAACUCCAUAUUGAAAGUGAAAAUAUAGAAAACUUUGUGAAUUAAUUUUGUGAAUUGAAUCAAACAUUUGAAUCAGGAAGAAUGUAAGGGCCAAAUAGUCAUUUUUGCAAAUGUAUGCAAAUAUUAGGCAACUCGCAUUGCAUUUCAAAUAUCUUGCAUAUAUUCACAAGUCUGUGAAAUUAAAAAGAGAUGCAGGGAAAUUUGUUAAUAUGGCAAGGCUGCGGAAAUAAAUACAUUUCAAUGAAUCUAACAGGAAAUUAAUCGCAAGUCAGACAAUAGGUGAGACAUGACAAAGCAUAGAGAGGGCAACUUUACUGAAGAGGAGAUUAUAAUAAUAUCUAAAAAAAAAAAACUAAAAGUAAGAUUUGGCGCUGAACAAUGCAAGACAUAAUCAAAAUUAUACCAGAUAAUUACUCUGUAAUUAUAGUCGACAUAUAAAAAAAAUGUUAUCAUUAUGUGAGUUUUCUUUUUUUUUAAUACAGUAAAUCGAUAAGAAACGUCUAAUUAUGCUACACGAUUAAAGAAGUAUGAAGUUGUAUAAUAAUAAUGCUUUUUUAAUAUAUACACAUAGAAGUAAUCAUGUGGUACAAUUUUCAAGGCAUUUCACAUUGUUUUAGUGCCCCAUUCGGGCUGUUUUCACCCACUCCACAGAUAACGUGAAUGCUCGAUGCAAUAUAGAUGAUAGUAAAAGAAUAUAUUACACUAUGUAACACAAUUUUUGUU
Acipenser ruthenus (sterlet) is the source of this 2679-nucleotide messenger RNA. Its product is annotated as neuromedin-B receptor-like. Gene Ontology annotation, cellular component: membrane. Gene Ontology annotation, molecular function: bombesin receptor activity. NCBI's taxonomy places the organism in Eukaryota, Metazoa, Chordata, Actinopteri, Acipenseriformes, Acipenseridae. Gene Ontology annotation, biological process: bombesin receptor signaling pathway. The record is from RefSeq and is a predicted model, not a curated record. Bases 188 to 1351 code for a protein of 387 amino acids. The transcript is spliced from 3 exons.